AUGCUCAAAUACCCAUCGGUCAUUAGAUAAAUGACACGCCCCUUUAAGUCCAAUGGCUAGCGGGACCUAUCCCACCCCCGCCAGCUGCUGCUGUGCAAAAGGGUCCAACAUCACAUCAAGUCACCAAGUAUCAAGUAAUAAAGCACCUCGCCGCAAGACAUCUCUAUAAUGUUAUUCAAAGAAUCCAUCCCAAGUAAAUUUGUCCCCGGGUCCGCAACCCAAUUCGUGCCCGGCCGCACAGGCAACAACAACAACAACAACAGCACCGAAGAUAGCAUCCUCCAGCCCCCGGCGGAGAUCAUAACCUUCUGGACCCGCCUCGUCGAAAACCCCGAAACCCUCACCGACGAAGACCGCCUCAAAGCCCUGUCAAGACACCCCCUCCCCGAGACCAACGCCCUCUGCGAAGAGAAAUGCGGUCUGACCCUCGACGCCCUCAUCGACAAAGCCAUCGACUCCCCCGAGGCCCUCUCGCAGCAGGAAUGCCAGAUCCUGCGCAGCGGGUACUCCUUCCGCGAUACGAAGGGCCGGUGGGAUGCGCCGAGCAACAUCAUCCGCUGGCCGCGCGAUCUCAAACUGUUGAGGCUGGGCGCCAUGGCGAAUGCGCUCACGCCGCGGGAUCGCGUGGCGGAGAGUCGCGCGGUCAAACGCGUCGAGGCCAUCAAUGAGGCUGUGUUUCAGGCUCGAGGGAAACUGGAUGCAAGUUUCGACGUGAUGAAUAUCCGGAACGCUAAUAAAUUGCCUUGGGUCGAGGGCAUUCUUGAGCGAGUCAAGGACGCCGGGAAGGUGGAGUGGGGCUUUGUGGCGUUUAGGACGGACUUUGGCGAUGAGAAGGCUUGGAAGAGGUUCACGGAGCAGAUUGAGGAUGCGGUCAACACCGCGGUAUGGUUGGCGAAGAUGCCGGAGAGGUUGCAGGGGAAGUGGAAGAUUGUGUGGGUUGAGGAGGAGAGUUUGAAGGGAGCGAAUGUGGAGAAGUUGUGCGAGUGAGUUUUGGUGAUGUUCUUUUUUUUUGUCUCGUUUGAGUUUUGCGUUUGGAGACCAUGGACUGAACUUUCUAUUCCUAGGAAUUUCCGAGUGCUCUGCGACAAGGAAGGCGAUGAUGCAUUAUCGCCUGGAAUCAGCAGGGAUGCUUUCCUCUACGUUGAUGCUCAAGCCA
Messenger RNA from Dissoconium aciculare CBS 342.82, 1156 nucleotides. RefSeq lists its product as uncharacterized. NCBI's taxonomy places the organism in Eukaryota, Fungi, Ascomycota, Dothideomycetes, Mycosphaerellales, Dissoconiaceae. The transcript has a single exon. The record is from RefSeq and is a predicted model, not a curated record. Bases 169 to 987 code for a protein of 272 amino acids.